This is a messenger RNA of Lachancea mirantina, 2868 nucleotides long. The record is from the annotation of a GenBank genome assembly. NCBI's taxonomy places the organism in Eukaryota, Fungi, Ascomycota, Saccharomycetes, Saccharomycetales, Saccharomycetaceae.
AUGUUGGCACAGCUAUUAAGGCCGAUUUUCCGGUUCAGAAAGACCUCUGUUAGCAUUCUAUUCGUUCUGAACGUCGUUUUCGUUGCGUCGUUGUACUAUUGGGAUAAUACAAGAUACACGAGAAGUGUUCCUAACGAGAACGACGAAUACGCAGACGUGCUAGAAUCCACAUGGGCACAUUUACAAGUCAUAUCUGAGCGUCCACAUGCGUUUACAUCUCCUCAAAACGAUGUGGUUCAUGACUACUUGAAAAAGGAGAUUGAAACCUUGGUAGGCAACACUUCUUUCAUUGAAACCUGGGACGAUCGCGAACACGAUACAAAGGCUCUUUUCAAGCAACAAAACGUGUUCAAUGCGUCCUCUACGACCUCUAGAGUGGUUUACUACGAAUCCUCUAAUCUUUUGGUCAAAAUAAAAGGUAUAAACGAAAGCUUACCUGGACUUCUCGUGUCUGCGCACUUCGAUUCCGUUCCCACUGGGUUUGGUGCGACAGACGAUGGAAUGGGUAUCGUGACUCUUUUGGGGCUACUAAAACUUUGCACUCAGCAACAGCCUGACCGAACUAUGGUUUUUAAUUUCAAUAAUAAUGAGGAGUUCGGAUUGAUGGGUGCUACGUUGUUCAUGCAACACGAGUGGAGUAAACUGGUACAGUUCGUUUUGAACUUGGAAGGUGCAGGAGCGGGCGGCAAAGCAGUUUUAUUCAGGACUUCAGAUGUGGGUACCGCGUCUGCCUAUCGGCGGGCAGUCGAAGAUCAGCCUUUCGGUAAUUCCAUCUAUCAACAAGGAUUCUAUGACAGAUACAUCAGCAGCGAAACGGAUUACAAAGUUUAUGAGGAAAACGGAUUACGUGGCUGGGAUAUCGCUUUCUACAAACCUCGCUCUAUCUAUCACACAGCGCGUGACUCAAUACAAUACACCAGUAAGGCGUCUCUGUGGCAUAUGCUCCAUACGUCCAUCCAACUUUGCCAAUUUCUAACAUUUGAAGAUGUUUCGGACCUAGAUGAAGAGACUUCGAUUCCCGCUGUUUAUUUUGAUAUAAUCGGCUUAAAAUUCAUCUCGUUUAGCGCCAAGUCAUUGUGCCUCUUCAAUUGCGCCAUCCUGCUUCUAUUCCCCGUUGUAAUUUUGGCUUUACAAAUUGUUAUCAAGAAAAACAAGCCAAAGAAUAUACCUUCGUUGGCUGCGUGGAUAAGGCUCCCACUUUCUGCUUGUUUGUCAUACGUUGUGAUCACUUUUACUCGCUCAUUCAUGUACCAUAGAAACGCCUUGAUUUACAACCGGGAUUUCGUUAGCCCUACGCUUAUGUUCGCCAGCGAAUUUCUAUUGGUGAAUUAUUUUGUACUUUCGCUUUUGCAGGUAUGGAGACCUGAGCAGCGUUUAAAAACAUCCGUUUUCCUCGAAGCGUCUGGUUUGCUAUGGGUACUUUUACUUACAGUUACUUGGAAGCUUUAUGCUUCAAAAUACACUAGCACGGGUGUGUAUCUUGCGACUCUGAUGUACCUCUUGAUAUCCUUGGGUACCGUUCUUGAUCAGUGCUUAUUGAUAUUCAAAUCAGAAACCUCCACUAGAUAUCCCAAGAAUGACAUUGCCUCUGAUGAAGAGCAGGACACUUCGUCCGAAAUAGUGAGUACUUCCUCAUCGGAGCCACUACCGGAAAACGUGGAACAAGAAGAAAACGAAAGAUCACCCCUCAUCCGUAAUUCAAACGACCAGCGUCAAAUCCCCUCGUCUCGAUCGAAUACGUCAGGCUCGCUGAAAAUUGUUACCGGGGCCGCGAGCAAGCUUGGCCAUUAUGAAUGGAGUGUUCAGUUCAUUUUGGUAGUUCCUAUACUCACAUUGUGCACUUUUCUCGUUACAAGCCAAGUACUAGGUGCCAUUAAUCAGACCUGCCAAGAAGGAUUCAAGUCUGCCUGGAACAUUUCCAUGGUUUCGAUGUUGGGUGGACUGUUCUUGGUGGUACCUGUAUUACCUUUUGUUGACAAAAUAAAUGCCCUGCUUUCGACAGUGCUCAUUGGUGUCUUUGCCAUAACGUUUGCUCUUUCAAGUCUCCGUGCCCCAUUCACGGAAGAAAGCCCCUUGAAGCUUCGCUUUUCGCAAGAAGUAGAUGUGGGAUCAACUUCUCAAGACGCUAUGGUGUACUUGUGGGGCAGACAGGGAACCUUGCUUGAGUCCACUUUAAAUGAUAUACCAACUAUUAAAAAUGACCCCGCCAAGGGCUAUCAUUGUGAAAGACAAGGCGAUGGGCAAGAGAAAUGCUCUUACCUUGGUCUCGACCCAUAUCCAAUCGAUGCCCCUAGCGAUUGGAAGUAUUCCGAUAUAAUGAAUGUGAACAUAACUGAAAGCAACCACAACUCUUUGGAACGCUCUCCUUACGAACCCAUUUACGCAGAGCUGGAAAUAACGUCUCUUGGAAGUCGUACCUGCUUCCUGAACUUUAAUUUCUCCAACUCUGACGAGGACUCACAGAACUCUCCUUUAAAGCAGGUUACGAUUCGCCAUGAUCGUAGGAAGAAGAGCAGUUCGACGUUAUUGCCUGGGAGACAGGGUUUGGGUACUGCCAGUGAUGACUUCCGGUGGGGGUCCGGAAUUGAUGAAUUGCAAUUGCUAAAGCUCGACUUUCAACAACCGUAUCGUAUUCGGCUUGAAUGGAUGCCCAGAGUGGAUGAUAAGACGGAUGAUCCAGAAAUGAAUUCGCUCGGAAUGAAUAUCAAAUGCUACUGGGGAGAAUAUGACAGCGAUUCUAAGAUUGGAUCGAAAUUGAGACGUAAAGUCCCCGCGUUUGAUGAACUUUUAAUAUACUCGCCAAGAGAAGUGACAUAUGCGAAUAGAGAGCCUGGUGUCGUUGUCAUGAAAGACUAUAUCAAAUUAUAA